This is a messenger RNA of Penicillium angulare, 1611 nucleotides long. RefSeq names its product putative sterol o-acyltransferase (APE2). The coding region runs from base 1 to 1611 and encodes 536 amino acids. Lineage: Eukaryota; Fungi; Ascomycota; Eurotiomycetes; Eurotiales; Aspergillaceae. Gene Ontology annotation, biological process: ergosterol metabolic process. Gene Ontology annotation, cellular component: endoplasmic reticulum membrane. The record is from RefSeq and is a predicted model, not a curated record. Gene Ontology annotation, molecular function: ergosterol O-acyltransferase activity. The transcript has 6 exons.
AUGUCCAGCGCCGUUUCUCAGAACGGCUCUUCCACCCUGCGGCCGCGUGCCGUUCCCCUCCCUGAGAAGUCCGAUGUGAGCCUCACCCCGCCGGCUUCUCUGCUGCCCGCAGAUACAAGUGGUCGCUCUACGCCUGUCCCUGAAGAUGCUCCUCCCUCAGCGCAUUCUAUCUCAACCGCCCGUAAGCAGGUGCGAGCUCGGAAUCGCCUGUUUUAUACCAUCGACUAUGUCCCGCGGGUAUCUCACUUCGAUCCAGAUAGCGACUAUCAUAACUUUCGGGGAUUUUUUAUUCUUUUCUGGAUCUCUCUUGUAAUCAUGGUGGUUACUACUGUGCUGCGCAAUAUCAAGGAUACCGGAUACCCGCUGCGCGUGCAGGUGUGGAGCUUGCUAAGUGCCAACGUAUGGGAGCUGGGAGCAAGUGAUCUAGCUAUGGUACUUAGCUCGGGUCUUGUUCUCCCUUUGCAGAAAUUGUACCGCAGCGGUCCACGCUGGAUCCAAUGGUCUCGUGGAGGAAUGAUCAUCCAGAGUAUUGGCGAAGCUAUCUGGCUAGCAGUUUGGAUCAACUGGCCAUUUAUGCGUAUCUGGACCUGGACCGCCCAGGUCUUCUUCACUCUUCACGUCCUCACAAUCCUCAUGAAACUCCACUCUUACGCCUUCUACAACGGUCACCUCCAAACCACCGAACGUCGCCUCGCAGACCUCGACAAAGAAGGAGAAAUCUCUCCUAACGCCCCGGAACCCGAACCCUACCCGGAACCACACCGUCGUCGCCGUCCCUCGAUGAAACACCUCUCGCACGAGGAACUCGAUACAUCAGAUAUAGACUCUCUCACCCGUCUUCGCGAGCACCUAGCUACAGAACUCACAUCCCCACUGGGCAAUAUCUCAUACCCUCAAAACCUCCACAUAGCGAACUACGCAGACUUCCUCUGCUGUCCAACCCUUUGCUAUGAGCUUGAAUACCCUCGCCGACGAGAGCGCCGCUGGUCCGAGAUCUUCUACAAGACUCUCGCUGUGUUCGGUUGCAUCUUCCUUCUCACACUGACAAGUGAAGAGUUCAUUGUUCCGGUACUCAGUGAUGCAAAUGUGCAGCUUCAGGCUUUCCCUAACAUUGCGGAUAAGGCACUCGUCUUGUCUGAGACGAUUAGUAUGCUCUUGUUUCCGUUCAUGCUUACUUUCUUGCUUGUUUUCCUCGUUAUUUUCGAGUAUGUGCUUGGUGCUUUCGCGGAGUUGACUCGAUUUGCCGAUCGCCACUUUUACUCUGACUGGUGGAACUCAUGUGAUUGGAUGGAAUUCUCUCGUGAAUGGAAUGUCCCCGUCCACCACUUCCUCUUCCGCCACGUCUACUUCCCUGCUCGCUCGAACUUCUCAAAACCAAUUGCCAUGUUCAUCACGUUCAUUGUCAGCGCUGUCUUCCACGAACUUGUGAUGGGCUGCAUCACAAAGAAGCUUCGCGGGUAUGGGUUCAUGGCGAUGAUGCUGCAAUUGCCCAUCGUUGCAGUACAGAAGUCUCGUUUCUUCAGGGGACGAACGACCCUAAACAAUGUGUUCUUUUGGUUCUCCAUGAUUUCGGGACUUUCAAUCAUGUGUGUAUUUUAUGUCUUACUUUGA